GAGAGAAGGAAUGGGUGACGUUUUGGGUCAAGGCUCUUCAGACAAUCUGAAGCAGGGUCUCAACCUGAAACAUCACCCAUUUCUUCUCUCCGGGGAUGCUGCCUGUCCCGCCGAGUUACUCCAGCACUUUGUGACUAUCUUUGAUGUAAACCAGCAUCUGCAGUUCCUUCCCACACACUUCACACUUGCCUGCUAUUCAGAUUCUAGGCAACCCCGUACCUGCUACAUUACUCAGCUUUGACCAUCAUGCCUAAUUAUUUCUCAGCUUUGCCGCUAAUGGAUUAACCUUUGGUCAGAAACUUCCACACUGAUAAACAAAAGUUCUUUUAACUGUUAACGGACUGCUGGCUGGAGCUGAAGGGUCUAUGUAGCCAGCAUUAGGAGAUGGCUCAUGUGGUCAACUGUUCAAACAGACUCUAAACUACAAAGGGCAGUUUUUGCUUGAAGGUUUGACAAGAAGGUGGCAGCUGACAUUUGAUAAGUGACGGACUGUCAUACAAAUCCAUAUAGAUUUACUGGCAGCUCGGUUACACAUCUGUGCUUUAUGUAUCAGAGGACUUGAGCAUUGGAUAGUUCCUCAGUUCCCAGGUUCUCCUGUUACAUACAAAUGUGUUAAAUAGGAAACAUAUUUUAGGUUGUCCAAGUGGUGAUAAGUGAUCAGUUUUUGGAGUGUAACAACCUCCAAAACACUUGCAUAAACAUCACCUAAAACAAGCCCAGCGCCAUGGAAGGGUUCUUGUUUAUCAGGCAUGUGAUGUCCAGUUCUACCUGAACCCCACCCAUCUCUCGAUCGUCAUUGUAAUGAGCUGGAUCAGCCCCCACAUCAACCCUUGGCAUUAGGCGUCUGUGAAGAAGACCCUACGUCCCUGCUCACCAUGAGGUCGGUGACCUUCCUCAUCCUCUCAGUGCUGACGGACCUGUGUGAAGCCACCUUCCCUGACGACAGUGGUCCUCUCACCACUGGCCCAGUGAACCACGUGAAACAUAUCGUAGUGUUUGUUGGCAACGGAGCUGGAGCCGGCACCAAGCCCACGGAGAUACUGGAUGUACAACGGAUACUGAGAGUGAACAGGACACUCUUCGUUGGAGGAAGGGAUCACCUUUACAGUGUGGAUCUGGAUGCACCAGCGACAGACGAGAUGGUUUAUAAUACAAAACUGGCAUGGAGAUCGAAUCAACAUGACAUUGAUGUCUGCAGAAUGAAAGGCAAGAACGAGGCAGAAUGUCGGAACUUUAUUAAAGUCCUUCUGAAGAGGAACGACAGCAUGCUUUUCAUCUGCGGGACAAAUGCGUACAAUCCUGUGUGCGCCAACUACACUAUGGACAGACUGGAAGCUCUCGGACCAAGUAUCAGCGGGAUGGCCCGUUGCCCCUACGAUCCCAAACAGGCCAACGUUGCUCUCUACGCUGACAAUAAACUCUUUACUGGGACCGUCACCGAUUUCCUAGCGAUCGACGCAGUGAUCUAUCGCAGCCUGGGUGGUCGACCGACUUUGCGGACAGUCAAACACGACUCCAAAUGGUUCAAAGAGCCGUACUUUAUUCAUGCCGUGGAAUAUGGUCGGCAUGUUUUCUUCUUUUUCCGAGAAAUCGCUAUGGAAUUUAACUACCUGGAAAAGGUGGUUCUCUCUCGUGUGGCUCGUGUCUGCAAGAAUGAUAUGGGUGGGUCCCAGCGAGUGCUGGAGAAGCAGUGGACAUCCUUCCUGAAGGCUCGCUUGAACUGUUCCGUACCGGGAGACUCGCACUUCUACUUCAAUGUUCUUCAGGCUGUGACCGACACCAUCCGAAUUAAUGGGCACACUAUCGUACUGGCCAUAUUCUCCACUCCAUCCAACAGCAUUCCCGGGUCGGCCAUCUGUGCCUUCGACAUGGAGCAGAUUUCCAACAUUUUUGACGGCCGUUUCAAGGAGCAGAAAUCCCCAGAAUCUAUCUGGACGCCAGUUCCUGAGGAAUUAGUCCCAAAGCCAAGACCGGGCUGCUGUGCGGAACCAGGAACAAAAUACAACUCCUCUAAUGGGUUUCCUGACGAGAUGUUGAACUUUGUAAAGACUCAUCCGUUGAUGGAUGACACAGUUCCUUCGCUGAACCAUGGGCCAUGGAUCAUAAAGACAACCAUCAAAGAUCGCCUGGACAAAAUCGUGGUGGACACGGAGGCUGGCCCCUUUAAGAACCACACUGUGGUAUUCCUGGGCUCUGAAACCGGCAUUAUUCUCAAAUUCCUCAUUAGACCAACUACAAGUACAAACUUUGUCAAUCGAAGCUUAUUCCUCGAACAUUUUGAUGCUUACAGCCCAGAGAAGUGUAACACCAAAGGGCAAGAGCAGCGCAGGAUAGUGAGUAUGGAGCUCGACAAGAUGAGUGGAACCGUAUUGGUGGCAUUUUCCUCGUGUGUUGUCCGAGUUGCCUUUGCCCAUUGUCAGCAACAUGCUGCCUGCAUGAAGAGCUGUGUUGGCACACGUGACCCAUAUUGUGGCUGGAUUGGAGAUGGACAGUGUGCCUAUUUGGAGCCAGGAACCAGCAUUCCGUUUGAACAAGACGUUGAGCACGGAAACACGACGCACUUGGGUGACUGUGAGGGCCUGAUCCAUGAGAGUUUUGUCGAGGAGCCCAAUGGCCUGGUUUCCGUCAACCUCCUGGUGAUCUCAGCCAUUGCUGCCUUUGUGAUCGGAGCAGUCAUCUCUGGGUUCAGCGUCUGUUGGUUCAUUGGCCACCGGGACAAAAAGGACACGGCCAGGAGGAAGGACAAGGAAACUAUCCUUUCUCACAGUGAGUCGGUGGUCAGUGUAACCAAGCUGGGUGGCAUGGUGGAGCGCCGGUCUAGAGGGCAGCCGGAAACCCUGCUCGCUCCACUCAUGCAGAACGGCUGGUCAAAGACCCUGAUGAAAACCAGCCAACAUCACCUGGAUUCCACAGUCCUGCCAACGCCAGAACAAACGCCACUGCAGCAGAAACGCAGUGCAGGAAUGCGGAGCUGUGAGUGGGAUCAGAACCUGAUCAACGCCAGUCUGAGAGAGACGUCCUGUGCCGGGUCACCAAUGAUACUGGUCGACUCCACUCAUCACCUUGGCAACAUGCGGGUCAUCCCAACCUCCCGACAUUCCUUCCACCGGGAUAAGGAGCUGGUGAGUGAGAGUACAGACAUCAUGGACAACCAUUAUCUUUCCCACAGCAUGAGAGGACAGCUAGAGAACGCAGGCUCUCAUUACAGGUCAUCACUCGGUGGCAAUGGAGGCAACCAUGCCUUUGUGGAAUACUCAAUCUCUCCACAUAACAGCCCCAAGAGAAGAAGGGACACGUCAACACCUGUGUUGCCACAAGACUAUAUUGGGGAUGACCCAACAUGUUCCACGCAGUGGAAUUACGAGAAAGCUAAUGCACCCAUACCUUCACAACAGGUGAGGAGUCAAACAUUUAACAGAGGGGACAGUUCAGCUGCUCUGCAGAGAAAGGAGCCAGUGACUGUGCAUCACGUACAUCUCCAUCAGCCAGUCCAAUCCAUCACUGGCCAACCAGACAUCGCAACCUUCAAACCACCAAAAAAGUCAGGCGUGGAAAGGACACCUUCAGCAAAAUGAGACACAUUCUGCUUUCCUAUUUCUUCAUUAAUCUUUGUGAAAAUGUGUGACAAAUAUUUAAAAGCAAACGUUAACUACUUGAGGGAAAACUGGGCAAGGAGACAACAGCGCUCCUUAAACAAAGACCUGUCCUCAAAUUUAUCAAAUUAUUUUCUUUGCAAAAAAAGUACAUGAGCUUCAGAAGGAUGUGGGGGAGAAUAUUACCGAGCAAUCUUACUGGAUUUCUCUCUACUGCUGCCUCUUCAGGAGCCAUAAUAACUGAGAAAAAUUAUCCAGGAAUUUUAAUUAGCAAUUAUUCACAGCAAGAUUUUUAUUAUUGCUAAUCUAAUAAAACAAAUCCCAACUGCACAAGAUACUGACUGUGCACUUCACAAAAUCAUUAGACUCUCAUCUGAGUUUCUAAAGUUGAUUUACUAUUACUUUAUAUCAUUGCUAAAACAGAUUCAGCACAAUGCUAUGUCUGGCCAAGCGAAACUGGGCUUAAUUUCACAUUUAUGCAGAUUUGAUUAACAGCCAUGUAUCAGAAUCCUAGAUUGAUACUUCUGGUCAAACAAACCCUCUCAACAUUUUCAACAGAAUAUUUUAUUUACACCCAUUUUCUUGCUUUUCCCUAAAUCAAUAUUCUUCAUCAAAUUGCUUUUGAAGACUUGUUGAAUCUGCUUUUUUUUAAUCUUCUCAGAUAGUUCACGUCAGGUCCUGGCAACACACUGCACAAAUGAUGUCUUCCUCAAGCCUCGACUUGUUCUAUUGCCAAUGACCCCAUGCUCAAAUCAUCCACGUACCCACCCUGCUAACAAAGGAAACAAUUUCUCCAUUUUGGUUGUGAAAAUCCCUCAUAACUGUGAAUAAAUCUCUUAGCUUUCUCAUCCUACAACUCAUUUGUCCCUCCAAUAACUGAGGUUCCCCACUCUCAGUACCAGUCCUCUAUGGCUCCUUUAAAGCUGUGAUACCCAUCCUCACAAUUAGCAGCCAAAAUUGGCCGUAGAAUGUCGGGUCUGACCAGUUAAUCAAAACUUCCAUUCUUUAGUGUGCUCUUUAUAAAGCCAAGGAUCCUGAAAGCAUUUUGAUAAACCUGGCCAUCUUCAGAGAUCUGUGGAGAUAAACCCUCAUAGCUGUCUGUUCUUGCACUCCCUGUAAAAUUGUAUUUACAUGGUAACAUUGAUAUUAACAUGCCCCAUGUAUUGCUACCCAUUAGUAUGAUUCAAUAUUGGACACCAUUCAAAUAAAGUGAGUUACGGGGAGAAGGCAGAAAUGUUGAGAGGUGGAUCAGCCAUGUUGAAUGGCAGAGUAGACGAUGGGCUGAAUGGCCUAAUUCUGCUCCUAUCACUUAUAAACAGGAGAUAUAUUUUCCAAAUCUCUCCUGCUGCCCCUUUCUCUUCUGAUUUGAAUUGCCCAGUGAAUGCUUGGCUUGAAGACUGUAGGAGCCACAAGAGAGUAAUCCCUCUCAUCUGGGAUUAGAUAAUACAAUUGACUGAUCCCCCCCACUCAUUCCUGUGUUAAUUGUGCUGCUGCCUACAAUCACCAAUACAAUUUACCAAGUAAUGCAUUAACAUGAGCAUUGAGUUUGCUAUUGUCUAAGCACCUAAUCAAUGAAAGGUUUGUAUUCCACGACAUCAGCCACCUUACAGAAAACACAAAUCUAAAUUGCAUUUUCCUGCUAAAUGAAAAUAUCAGUCAUUUUUUUUACAUGAAAAGAAAAGCUGCAGGAAAUCAUUUUUGUUUGUCAUCCAACCGAAAAGUAUAAAAUUAUAAAGUUGACUUUGAAUUUAUUAUGUAGAUUUUCUGUCAUGGAGCCAGUUUCUCUAACUCGGCAGGUGUGGUUGUCUCUCUACAUUGUUCUACAUCCAUGUUUCUACAGGUGUGUUCAUGUUCCUGGUUCACAGAUGCCCUGUGUAAUCUGGAACUCAGGACAACAACACCUGAGUUGAAUAUGGAUUGCUUUUAAUGUGAAUACACACACUAUCUAAUACACGCAUACAAACACACACACACUCUCUAAUACACGCAUACAAACACACACACACACACACACACACAAACACACCCACACACACACACACACACACACACACACACACAGCCAUGUUUAAACUGUACCGAAUAGCAUGAAACAAAAUCUUUCCUGUUAAUUUAUUUUUCAGAAAUACUUGAUAUUUAUCUGCCUUCUAUCACUUCCAGGAAGUGAUGAAAGAAAUGAACUGUCCAGAUUUGGCAUCAAUUUGAUAAGAACCAAUUUUGUUUCUAAAACAUGGAAAAGCAGUGAAAUUAUUUUAAUUAGUUUGAUUCAGAUUUGAACAAAAAUGAUAACAAAUAGUUUAAAUUUUAAGCGUUGAAUAUGGGAAUAGAAAACUUCCUUAACUUCACAUUUCAAUUUAUCCAGUACUUAUUGAAAUCUAAUCUUUACAAAAUACUAAAUCUAAGAGGAGCUCCUGGAAGGCAGCAAUGAGGGUCCAGGUAUAAUCGUGAUAGCACAAACAUUUCUUGGAGAAAAUAUCAUUUUAUAAAAUUUUUAGAUAAAGUACAAUUUAGAAGCACUGAUAAUUAUGAUGAUGGUUUAAUGGUUGAAUUUUGUAACGACUGUGAAAGACUUUCUCAGUAUUCAUAUAUUUAUUGUGUGAGGUUGCUAGAACUGUUAGGGAACUUGCUCAGUGCUUUACAGUACAAUGGGUGGGCACAUUGUUCAUAUCAUGCCCAACAGACCUGUGAAAAACCACACCACACCACACAAUGCAGAUUCUGUCCUAUUUGCACUUGGUUGUGUCCAUAUGAAGGGUGUUGAGCAGUGCACUAGUGGUUACACAUCACUAGUAGUGACUGGAACAGCUGAAGCUGAUGAAGAUAUUAUGUGACACAAGUAGCCUAUUGGCACAAAGGUGAAAUGUAUUUGCUCAGGUGCAAUGUUACCUGUGGUGCCCCGCUAUCAAUGACAACACUUCAUUCCAGUGUUCUUCUCACCACUCCCCCUGUGGUCAUGUUCCGCUGGGAAAUGAGAACAAUUAUACUGACCACUGGCUGUAUAAGCCAAUUUAUAAUCUGCUUCAAUUCACUGGUCAUUGAACAACCAAGGCAAGCUAGCAAUGGUGCCAGUCCAGUACGUGGGUAAGAUCAUCAUUAGGGACUAAGAGGCAGGAGCAGCCUGUCAGAAUGUAUAUACACCACCUGCCGGCUGGGCUUUGAAAGAUGUAUCAUUCUUCCCACUCUGCACUAUUUAUUUUCCAUUCAUGUUCCCAGCUUGGUGGCAAAAGUCUGCAUCAGACUGGGUCUUUCUGCUUUAUACUCAAGAACACAAGUGUCUAGUAGCCAAUGGGCUUACGAAUUACAACUAGCGGCAACCAUGGUGAUUAUUUAAACCAUAUCCUGAAACAUCCAUAAAAAUGUUUCAACAAGUGUGACUUAAAUAUCAGCAGUUCUAUUUAUAGCUUUAUCUGUUAGGUCAAAAUGUAUUUUUCAGGUAACUUUGAACUGUGAUGAGCCAACUGAAGGAUGUGAGAACUAUGGCGGAGAAAUUGAUCAUUAACAAUUAUACAAAAAGUCUGUUGUUUACUCAUUGCUCGCUUUGCAUGGUGCAUGCCUUGUGUGGGUCUGUGCAAACCUCUUUUGACAUGGGCUUAGAUUUGGGCAUGGAAUGUAGACCCGAGCCAAACUGACCAACCCGUCCAAACCUGUCCAGCAAGGCACUCUGGGCAUUGUUUCAGAGCUAGGCCAAGACUGAAUGCAAGACUUCAGGAGACAAACCUUUCUCUUGUAAAUAGUGUGUCGUUUACCUCCAUUGCACUUGACAAAAAGUAAUAUUCUACGACAGAUUCAUGAUGUUCCGAAUUAAACAACUGGGAGUUUGAUUCUGCCGUUAACCGUAGCUUUCUUCAACCUCUUUGCAUAAUUAUAAUUGUCAGUGCAUUAAAUACAAUUUGCCUUAAGGCUGCCAAAUCAGUUUCCUUGGGCACCAAUUGGAACCACAUCACAAUGGUUACAGACAACAUUUGACCUUCUGUAAACGUUACCCAUGGACAUUAGACCUGUUUAAAUAAUAUCCAAUCUGAUUCCUGAUGAUAUUGGCGUAAACAAUGAACAUUACCAGCAAAUCCGAGAGGCACAAAUAUUGGGAACUAGUUUGGUCUUCAGAAGAUGGGAAAUGCUGCUAGUUUGAAAGGGAAGCCCAUUACUAGAUCUGAUAAGACAUAAUAACCACACCUCUCUCGUCAAAAUAAUGGAGAAAGGGAACUUCUGUAGCAUAGCACUUGAUUUCUAGCCAUAGGUCACAGAUAUGAUGUGCAGGCUAGCCUGCCGCAUGUGUGUUUCUGGUUGAGGGGUGUAAUGCCAUUGAAUGCAGUGCCACGCAAUAACAACACGUUACAGUGUAGAAGGAAACAUGCAGCAUAUCUCUACCAUAGAGAGUAUCUCCACCAUGGAGAGUAUCUCUAUCAUGUGGAGUAUCUCUAUCAUGGAGAGUAUCUCCACCAUGGAGAGUAUCUCUACCAUAGAGAGUAUCUCCACCAUGGAGAGUAUCUCUACCAUGGAGAGUAUCUCUACCAUGGAGAGUGUCUCUACCAUAGAGAGUAUCUAUCAUGGAGAGUAUCUCCACCAUGGAGAGUGUCUCUACCAUGGAGAGUAUCUCUACCAUGGAGAGUAUCUAUCAUGGAGAGUGUCUCCACCAUGGAGAGUGUCUCCACCAUGGAGAGUGUCUCUAUCAUGUGGAGUACCUCUAUCAUGCUGACCUGCUGCUGAUCAUGGUGGUUUUUGCAGAUGUCCUCAACUCAGAAAAUGGAGGAAGAUGGAUGGUGUUGAGAUCUUUAAAGGAUAACAAAUCUCCCAGUUCUAAUGGGAAGCUCUGUGUGUGCGCAUUUGUGUGAGUGUGUUUGUGUGUCAGUGUGUGUUUUUGUUUUACAAAGGGACUGGAACAACAAAAUUUUGUUUUUGUUUAUGGAAUAAAACCCAAUGAAAUUGCUUUAUAAUGAAAUACCUUUGUUGUCGAAUCCACCCCUGAUCAGUUCACAUUUUGUUCCCAUACAUAAGUAGAAAAGUGGAAGAGAAGGGAAAUCAUCCUGAACUCUUGUCUUUUUAUCAGUGUAGUGAUCAAUGUUCAUUGGGAAUGGGAUGACAUUCAGCUCCACAUCCUCAUAUAGGAAAGGAAUCUGUCAAUCCUCAAUAUAACCAUACGAUGAGAUUUUAUGCUGUUUUAGUGGUUUUAGAUAUCACCACGAGUCAGUCUGUUGACACAAGAUUUCCCAAAGUGGCCCAUAACCCGACCCAAAACGCCACCUAUCCAUGUUCUCCAGAGAUGCUGCCUGACCCACUGAGUUACGCCAGCACUCUGUGAAACGUCAGCUAUCCAUGUUCUCCACAGAUGCUGCCUGACCCGCUGAGUUACUCCAGCACUCUGUGAAACGUCAGCUAUCCAUGUUCUCCACAGAUGCUGCCUGACCCGCUGAGUUACUCCAGUAUUUUGUGUCUUUUUGUAAACCAGUAUCUGUAGUUCCUUGGUUCUAACGUUAAAUCUGUUUCAGGUACGCAUUUUGUAAAUCCGCUGUAAAAUGACAUUAGAUGAAUCUUAGGUAUUGAUGGAUCACGUGAGAUUAACGAUUUUAUAAAUUCCAAUUAUCAUUCUUCAGGCACCACAUGCAACCGUGAGUGGAAUUUUUCCCCAAUUGCAAAUCUCCCUUUUUUUUAAAAACACAUUAUUCAUUCCUUUGAAAUUUUCAGAGAGCAGAAGUGGUUAAUGUAUUUACAAUUGUGGAGCAUCAGUUGGGAAUUCAUCUGACUGUUUGAGUUAGUCUUCCCAUUACCAAUAGUCAGACCCACUGGUUUGAUCAAAGGAUUCUCACUGCUUUGAGAAUCAGGUGAACCUCUAAUUAAAUACAUUGAGUUGGUGACUAACACUGGCAGUAGCUGUCAUGGUGUGCACAAUGGCCGAACAAGAGAUGAAUAACUGGAGCAUAGAAUGGGAGUGUUCAUUCGACCUUGUAUAAACCUAGCAGUUUAGGGUUCUAUGUACCAGGCUGUAUCUUAACUCCAAAUUAUUGUAUUGUGCAAAGAUCCAAAUGGCUUUCCCCAAAAGGCUGUCCCAGACUCUUGUGAAACAGAUACACACUGGCUCUUUUCUAAAUAUGGUGUUCUCUUUCUGAAAUGUGAAUUUAAAAUGCUUAUAAAGGUCCUACAUAAUAAAAAAAAAUCUGAUAUUGUAGCUGUCCUUUACUUUGUUUGCUGUUCUGAUGUUAUAGCAAAAGAACAACAUUGUGUUGGGGCAUUUCAUCAUGGCCAUGUGAUAUUCUGGAGCACAUAACAAAUAGCUAUGAAAUAAGUCGUUUCAAUCUUGUACAAGUGAAACACAACACCAUCAAACCCAAGCUGUUUUCUUCGACAGUCCGUGUUUUGCUUAAUGUGUGGGGAAUAUAUGUGGGAUUUUCAACACUUUAUCACGAGUUGUUGUGUCUCAUCGCCAGAGAUGUCUGCAGUAAGUGGCAGGGUGAGUUGAAUACUCUGCAUUAUUUCUGAUGAAUGUUAUAUCAGUGCACAGUAAGUGGAGAUUGAAUGCCAACGUGGAUUCAACAUAGAUCUUUCAAAACACCUACCAGAAUUCAAAAUCUGUCCAUAGUUCACAGCGAAAAUUCCCUUUGUGUAACGCCACUAUUUGAAACACUGUCAGGUU
This is a messenger RNA of Leucoraja erinaceus (little skate), 10221 nucleotides long. Its product is annotated as semaphorin-6B-like. NCBI's taxonomy places the organism in Eukaryota, Metazoa, Chordata, Chondrichthyes, Rajiformes, Rajidae. The record is from RefSeq and is a predicted model, not a curated record. Gene Ontology annotation, molecular function: semaphorin receptor binding; chemorepellent activity. Gene Ontology annotation, biological process: axon guidance; positive regulation of cell migration; neural crest cell migration. The transcript is spliced from 18 exons. The coding region runs from base 876 to 3575 and encodes 899 amino acids.